Molecule: messenger RNA, 6163 nt
Organism: Melospiza georgiana
Lineage: Eukaryota; Metazoa; Chordata; Aves; Passeriformes; Passerellidae
Gene: IPO8
Product: importin 8
Exons: 25
Coding region: 56-3202 (1048 amino acids)
Biological process (GO): protein import into nucleus
Cellular component (GO): nuclear envelope; cytosol
Molecular function (GO): small GTPase binding
Source: RefSeq, a predicted model, not a curated record
CCUGCGCGUCCUGCUGCCCCGGGAAAGCGCUGCCUGCCGGCGGCCGAAGGCCAAGAUGGAUCCCAACAGGAUCAUCCAGGCGCUGAAGGGCACCAUAGACCCCAAGCUGCGCGUCGCCGCCGAGAACGAGCUCAACCAGUCCUAUAAGAUCAUCAACUUUGCUCCAAGUCUGCUGCAAAUCAUUGUGUCCGACCAGGUUGAAUUUCCAGUGCGUCAAGCAGCUGCCAUUUACCUGAAGAACAUGGUGACCCAGUACUGGCCAGACCGUGAGCCACCCCCUGGAGAAGCUGUUUUCCCGUUUAACAUCCAUGAGAACGAUCGGCAGCAGAUUCGGGAUAACAUUGUGGAGGGAAUCAUUCGUUCUCCUGACUUAGUGAGAGCCCAGCUGACAAUGUGCCUCCGUGCUAUCAUUAAACAUGACUUCCCUGGCCACUGGACAGCUGUGGUAGACAAGAUAGGAUACUACCUGCAGUCUCCAAACAGUGGCAGCUGGCUUGGGAGCCUCCUGUGCCUCUAUCAGCUGGUGAAGACUUAUGAGUACAAAAAGGCAGAGGAACGAGAUCCCCUCAUAGCAGCCAUGCAAAUAUUUUUGCCUCGGAUUCAGCAGCAGAUGAUCCAGCUUCUGCCUGAUAACUCCCAUUACUCUGUGCUGCUUCAGAAACAAAUCUUAAAAAUCUUCUAUGCUCUUGUUCAGUAUGCAUUGCCCCUCCAGCUGGUGAAUAACCAGACUAUGACUCAGUGGAUGGAGAUCUUCCGGACCAUCAUUGAUAGAAAUGUACCACAGGAGACUUUGCAAAUUGAUGAAGAUGACAGACCAGAGCUGGUGUGGUGGAAAUGCAAGAAGUGGGCAUUGCAUAUUGUAGCUCGUCUCUUUGAAAGAUAUGGAAGUCCUGGAAAUGUAACUAAAGAAUACUUUGAAUUCUCAGACUUCUUUUUAAAAACCUAUGCUGUGGGCAUACAACAGGUUCUCUUAAGAAUCUUAGACCAGUACAGGCAAAAAGACUAUGUUGCACCACGUGUUCUUCAGCAAACAUUGAAUUAUCUGAACCAAGGGGUGAUUCACUCUAUCACAUGGAAGCAAAUGAAGCCACACAUACAGACCAUAACAGAGGAGGUGAUAUUCUCUCUAAUGUGCUACAAAGAUGAGGAUGAGGAGCUCUGGCAAGAGGAUCCAUAUGAAUAUAUCCGCAUGAAAUUUGAUGUAUUUGAGGACUAUGCAUCCACAACAACAGCAGCCCAGAAUCUCCUUUACACUGCUGCAAAGAAGAGAAAAGAGGUAUUACCAAAAAUGAUGGCAUAUUGCUACCAGAUUCUGACAGAGCCAAACAUUGAUCCAAGGAAAAAAGAUGGAGCUUUGCAUGUUAUAGGAUCCCUAGCAGAUAUUUUGCUGAAGAAGAGUGUCUUCAAGGAUCAAAUGGAGCUGAUGUUGCAGAAUCAUGUGUUUCCCUUGUUCAUGUCUAACCUGGGAUACCUCAGAGCUCGAUCGUGUUGGGUACUUCAUUCAUUCAGUGCUUUGAAAUUUCACAAUGAGCUAAACUUGAGGAAUGCAGUAGAGCUGACAAAGAAGAGCCUGAUUGAUGAUAAGGAGAUGCCUGUCAAAGUAGAAGCAGCCAUAGCCCUUCAGACCUUAAUAAGCAACCAAGAGCAGGCCAAGGAAUAUGUGAAGCCUUAUGUGAGGCCAGUGAUGCAUGAGCUCCUGCACAUUGUGAGGGAGACAGAGAACGAUGAUCUCACCAAUGUAAUCCAGAAGAUGAUCUAUGAGUACAGCCAGGAAGUGGCCACUAUUGCUGUGGACAUGACCCAGCACCUGGCUGAAAUAUUUGGUAAAGUACUUCAGAGUGAGGAAUAUGAGGAAGUAGAGGACAAAACUGUUAUGGCCAUGGGCAUCUUGCACACAAUUGACACAAUCCUGACAGUUGUGGAAGAUCACAAGGAGAUCACUCAACAGCUCGAGAGCAUUUGUUUACAGAUCAUUGGCCUUGUUUUGCAGAAACACGUGAUAGAGUUUUAUGAAGAAAUUCUGUCCUUGGCCUUCAGCUUAACAUGCCAGAUGAUUUCACCUCAGAUGUGGCAGCUUUUAGGUGUUCUGUACGAGGUUUUCCAGCAGGACUGCUUUGAAUACUUUGCAGAUAUGAUGCCUCUCUUGCAUAAUUAUGUGACUAUUGACACUGAUACUUUGCUGUCUAACCCAAAGCAUUUAGAAAUCAUUUACUCUAUGUGUAAAAAGGUACUGACAGGAGAUGCAGGAGAAGAUGCAGAGUGCCAUGCAGCCAAACUCCUAGAAGUGAUUGUUCUUCAGUGCAAAGGACGGGGUAUUGACCAGUGUAUUCCCCUGUUUGUGGAGGCUGUUCUGGAGCGCCUGACUCGAGGAGUUAAAACGAGCGAGCUCCGUACCAUGUGUCUUCAAGUUGCCAUAGCUGCGCUCUACUACAAUCCUGACCUACUUUUGCACACCUUGGAGAACAUCAGAUUUCCACACAAUCCUGAGCCCAUCACUGCACAGUUCAUAAACCAGUGGAUGAAUGACACAGACUGUUUUUUUGGACUCCAUGACAGAAAGAUGUGUAUAAUAGGACUGAGCAUCCUAAUGGAAUUGCAGAACCGACCACCUGCAGUGGAUGCUGUGGCUGCCCAGAUUGUUCCUUCAAUCCUCCUCCUCUUCUUGGGCUUAAAACAAGUGUGCGCCUCACGAGAGCUCACAGAACACGAGGAUCAUGCUAAAGAUGAAAAACACUUUGCAGAAGAUAAUGAAGAGAUACCGAGCGAUGAGGAUGAGACAAAUGAAGUGAGCCAGGCAAUGCAAGAGAACCACGGUGGAGGAGGAGGUGGCAGUGCUGGAGGUGGAGAGGAAGAGGAUGAAGAUGAUGAUGAUGAUGAUGACUGGGAUGAAGAUGCACUGGAGGAGACUGCUCUUGAAGGGUUCAGCACACCUCUUGACCUUGAAAAUGGUGUUGAUGAAUACCAGUUUUUUACACAAGCACUUCUGACGGUGCAGAGCCGGGAUGCAGCCUGGUACCACUCCCUGACUGCACCUCUGAGUGAGGAUCAGAAGAAACAGCUGCAGGAGAUCUACACAUUAGCAGAGCACAGGAGAACUGCUGCAGAGACUAAGACAAUAGAACAACAAAGUGGCUACACAUUUGACAACAAAGGACUGAUCACAGCAUUUAAUUUUGCUGGAAAUACUCCCGGUGGCAACUGAAGGAUUGGCUACAAAGGUCAAUGGGAAGGGUCUCAUCAUUACAUUUUCUUGAAAUCAUCGUGACUUCCGAGUGAUAGGGGAGGGUAAUUUAAUGCUGCUGAAGGUUUUCUGGGAAAUAGCAGUGUGCUUCCCCCACCAGAAUGCUCUUUCUAACCAGCUACUGUAAUGUACAAAUUCUUGUGGUGUUUUUAUAAUUUGAUGGACUGAAAGGAAAUGUUCGUCCUCAAGGAACCUGGAUGACCGGGAGGGGCCAGGCUGCAUCUAAUUGAGUUGCACUUCUCAGGUUUUUGCUGUGCAGAAUUGAUAGAUUCAUAUGGAUAACAGUGCCUUCUGUUGUACAUGGAUUGCCUGAACAAAUGGAUUUUGGAGUGCAUUAUAAUUUUUUAAGUGUAAGGACAUUUCUUGAUACACUGUAAGCCUUGGUUCCAUGUUUUCCAAUCACCUGCUUUUUACUGCUCGGUUUAAUUGUUUGUUGGUUGCAUACAAAUUGCUGGAUUCACAAUAUUAGCACACCUUCCCUAUUUGGUGCAGACCAAAUGUGUAGAGGGAGGUGCCUGUUGGAGUUGCAGAGCAAACACUGGUUAUGUCAAAGGGUCUUAACAAAAUGGCAGAUUUUCCCUUGAUGCAGUAGUCUUAAAUUAUUUCUCUUAGCCAUGAAUUCAAUUUGCUUGAGUUACAGUGGCUUGCCUGGCAGGUGCCUACCCUAAAUCUACAUCAAUAUUAGCUCCUGCCUGGACAAAUGAUGUGGCCCUCUCAUGUAGAUGUUCUACAUGACAGCUUAUUUCUGCUGUUAUUGAUGAAUAUUGGAUUAUACAUGGGAUAAUCUCUUCUGGUUUUUUUCUUUCAUUACCAUUCCAGUGGUAGUACUGAAUAAUGUGGUAAAAAAUAUUUGCAAUAUUUUAUUUAUUUUGAUAGAAGAAGAACAGCUUCAAACUUACUUCUUAUUGUUACACUUUGUGAUUGUAUUUCUGGUCUGCAUUGCAGUUGGUUAUUCUUAUUCCAUGCUAAAAUUUCUUCUGACAGAUUUUUUUUCCUGAAUUUUGAAGACUGGUUUCACCACUGGAGGUUUAGAUUAGCUAUUAGGAAAAAUUUCGUCAUGGGAAGAGUGGUCACACAUUGGGACAGGUUGCCCAGGGAAGUGGGAAGAAUCAACAUCCCUGGAAGUGUUUAAGCAACACAUAGAUGUGGCACUUAGGGGCAGGGUUUUGCAGUGAACAUGGAGUUAACAGUUGUACUUGAUGACCUUAGAGGUCUUUUCCAACCUAAAGAGUUCUAUAGGACAAGGUGUUUGUGGAGAAGUUCAUUUAGAGAGGAAGUGAUAGCAGUACUAAUUUGAAUAGGUGCCCCUCCUUUAGCUCUACUGGGAUCACAGUGGUGUAGCAAAAAGAAUAGGGGUGCUUUAGAAUGUGAACUUUGGAUUGGAGAUAAAAUGUUUAGACCAGAUUUUGUCUCUGUGUUAAUUUCUUUAUGAUUUAAAAAUAUUCACCAAUCAGUUUUAAACACAUACUAAUAAUCUAUUUCUUUACAGCAGUGUCCAAAAUAAAAAGUCAAAGCCUUUCCCAUACCCCAUCAAAUUUUCUUCAACUACAGUAAAUUACAGACUGCUGGCUCUGUGCAAUGCUGAAGCUUUCAUUUUGUUAUUCUGGGUGAGUCUGAUAAAUCUGAAGUACUCUGUGCCUUGGCUUCUGGAAAAGGCCAGAGGAUCUCUACCCGUUUUCCUUCUGGAAUUUUCCUGGCCUGGCAGCUGUGGGGCACAAUGUUCCCUGCACUUUCCUGUUUCCUGCACCUUUUUGUCAGACUCUAAGGCUGUUUCUGUGCUGCUGCUUCCUCUUUCUUUUUUUUGCCUUCCUUUCCCCAGCAGCUACAGAGUAAAGUUGGCCUGGUUUAUGUAGGUUUUUCACUGAUGCUGCUUAUUUAAUAGCAACAGUGAAAAUGUCUCAUUUUUAGGCCUGUUGUACAUGUGGAAACAGUGAGAAUUCUAGGGUCUGUAUUUUUAAAAGAGAACAGUCUAUUGAGCUGCACUGGACAGGCUCUUUAAGGUCAGGCAGAAGAGGGCCAAGAUAUCCUUUAUUUUGAAUGUCAGGUUAUGAAAAUUACAGGUCACUUCCUAAUUUAGGCCUGGGGGUGUACUGACUGAGACACUAAGUAAGAAAGCAAUACAUCCAGUUUGUUGAGGAGUUCAUCAGAAACCACAGAAGUUUUGAAAUCAUUCACCAAUGUAAGAAAUAGUUUUUGGAAGUUAAGGGCACUGGUGACUUCUCUCUUACCUGUCAAUUGAAGUUAGGUAUUAGGCAGGUAAACUGUUAAAGCCCUUUAUUAUUUUAUUAAAAGAAGCAAGAUUGUCAAGUUGGGUUUCUUUCAAAGCCCAUUUGCCUUCUCUAUACUGGUGUGCAGAGUAGAAGAUGGAUUUAUUUUUCUUCUGCUAAUGAGGUUGCUUGCACUGUCACAGGCUUAUAUUUAGGAGUUUGUGUUCAAGGUAAAAUCUGCUUUUGCAUAGCAUCAUCUUGGUGUCACUAAGCUGAACUAUGGCUGCUCCCUAGUUCUGCUUCUUGUAUACUUUUCAAAUCAGCUGCCAAGAAAAUUUCAUCCAGAUGUUUCAUACAAGAGUUUAAUCAGCAUUGUGGAGCUGGGAAUCUUUGUUGUCUAUUUUGCAUUGGGGUCAGAGAUGUCUGAGGGAAUGGCAUGUAAAAAGGUUAAAUGCCUUUCCCUUCCCAGAAGAUUCAUGAGCAAACGUUUCUACUGGCAAAAGCAAAUGUUAAUGAUUUUAUUCCUUUUUUUUUGAAAAGGGUUUUCAUCCAAAAAGAUUUAUUGGGCUCUGGCCUUCAUUUUAACACAUGGUUCUCUUUUAACAUGAUAAAUACCCAUUUGUACAUGCUCAUAAAUACGUAAUGGAUUUUAGGUGUUUCUUUCUGAGCUGUGUCCAGCUUUGUACUGCAUUAAAGGGAGAGUAACACAAAUGUG